AUGUCAUAUCUUGCUUCCACCUAUCGCGCCUGGCUGGAUUGUAUCAGCCAACGAGAAUGGAACAAGCUUACCUCAUACAUGCACUCAAGUUACGAUUAUAACGGGAAGCAAUUCACACCCACCGAGUUUGCGGGGUGGGUGGAAAAAGAGGGUUGUCGCUUCUCGGACUAUCGCAUCACCGUGGAUACCAUUCUCGUGGAUGAUGUUGCGCAAUGCAUCGGAUGCCGUAUUUUUGGCAAAGGACGACCUGCGGACAGCAUGUUUGGCUGUAGUCCAACAGAGAAAGAUAUCUAUUUCGUCGAACAUCAUCUUGUCUGGUUCACACAAAGCAAGAUAGCGAAAACUCUGUACAUCCUCGACAUUGGCAGCAUUCACCAACAGUUUCAGUCCACCGAACGAUAUAUGCCUGACCUCAUAAGCGAAUUUCUGGCACCAUCUGCGAAAGUUCUAUCCACCUGCGAGCUUGAGAAGGCAAUCAGAAGGUUCUUCAGUUCCAUAAGCACUCGAACCAUGGCGUCGGAAUUGCCAGAGAUAGUCCAGUCGGAAUUGUGGCGGGACGGCGUCAAGAUGCCACUAGAUGUCUAUCUAGGAUUAAUCGAGAAGAGUAUCGCGGUCAUGCCGGACGUCUAA
This is a messenger RNA of Westerdykella ornata, 630 nucleotides long. RefSeq lists its product as uncharacterized. The transcript has a single exon. Bases 1 to 630 code for a protein of 209 amino acids. The record is from RefSeq and is a predicted model, not a curated record. Gene Ontology annotation, biological process: polyketide metabolic process. NCBI's taxonomy places the organism in Eukaryota, Fungi, Ascomycota, Dothideomycetes, Pleosporales, Sporormiaceae.